UAAGCGGCAAAAAAUAUUGUUCACUUUAAGGUAUGUGACUGAAGAUAAAUUAACAGGAGUAGGUAUAUUUCUAAAUUAGCUUCAUUAUAGUACCUAGGUACAUUAUUGAAAAGCGUAAAUUCAAAAAAACCCUUGGUUUUCCUGUUUUUCCCAUGUUUUUCCACGUUUUCAGACUUUCAAUUGUUUUAUUGCUAUCACCUUUCUUUCUGUCAACUUCCUAGCCAUCCUAGCAACUAUAAGUUGCUAUUUAAUUUCUCAUCUCAGUUUAAUUAUAAAUGGCCCCGAUUCGAUACAGUCUCCAUUAUGAAGAUUAUUCAGAACAUUUACUAUCAAGAUUUGGGAAAUUACUACAAAUUCAGUCCUUGGUUGACAUGACACUGAUGUGUAGUUCGCACACUUUGCGUGUCCAUAAAGCUGUUCUUGCAGCUAGCAGUGCAUAUUUUCAGGAUGUCCUUCAAAAGCAAACUGGGGAACCCCUCAUCAUCCUCAAAAUGCGGUUCAGCGUGCUAAAGUCGUUAGUAGAGUUCAUGUACUGCGGCAAAACACAAUGUUUGGAGGAAAACCUCGAUGAACUGGUUUCUGCUGCCCAGUUUCUGAAGAUAAAGGGUUUGUCCAAAGUGACUAAAGAAGGCCUGGGAAUCGCAAAUAAUAGUGAACUUCCAGUUUUUACGCCGCCCGUGGUAGUAAAUCGCCCGCCUCAAUCACUAAUUAAUUCGCAAUUACCGGAGCUCAAAGAACCCCAGCCCCUGCCGCCACCGCCCGAGUUGCCCGAUGCUACGGCCGGCGACCCAGCUGAUGCACUUGCAAGAAAUAGUAAGAAGGACAUGGUGGUCUGCUACCCAUUUAACAUGGACAGCAAAGGAGCCCCCCCGGCCCCGCCUGUCGUGGCCUACGCCGACACCCCGCGCCCGGUCAAACCAAGACGAGGAAGACCUAGCCAACGCAACACCUGGGAGUCAGGCGCAGGGCUAGGCCGCGCCGCCGAGCGAGCCCUCAUGCGACGCGAACAGGACUCCAGGAAAGCCAUACACCAGCUGAAACAUCUGCAGACUAGAUACAAUCAGGAUUACAUGGAUAGAGUUUCCCUCUCGCAAGCCGUGAACAGCAUCUGUGGUCCGGAGUCGGCCGACAGUAACUACAUGAACAUAGACGCAGACUUCAUGUAUUUGGACCAAUCGGUUUCGUCUAAUGUCCUCAAUCCUCCUUUACCGUACAGCAAGGAACUAAACUUGGGUAACCAGACCAUCACUUCGAGCUACACCACCCCUAGCACCAGUGGCGGUGACGCAGGCGCUACUGGAGGCGUCUCUUCUGCCAUGUCGCAAUAUGUGAAUGCCCUUAAAAACGCCGGCCUCCCGACUGACCUUCCGAUCCUUUUCGAAUCGGGCGAUGGCUCAUACAUCAACGUGAACGAAAAAGUACUCCUGGAUAUGGUGCAGAGCAGUGAGAUACAGUACGAGGUCAUCGAGCAACCGAACAUUAUACAAAGUGUUUCCGAUCCUAGCGAGAUUAAAAGUAUCGAUGAUUUGUCUAAAUCUAUAGAAAGAGGAGAAAUGAUGAUCAGCAAUAAGAACUACGAUAGUGGCAAUAGCAGCUAUAAUAAAGACACAUCAGGGUAUCGGAGCCAGGAUGAUACGAUCAGCAGCUUGAAUGCUAUUCUUCCAGACAAUUUGGAACCUUUCGAAGAACAGCAAAGCUAUGUGGUGAUGGAUCAGCGACUGCAGGGGACUAGCAGUGUAAUGGAUCACGUUAACAAUGACUUUUCGUGCAUUGAUGGAGACAUGCAUUUCUUCACAAAGUCUAUGAGCGACGAUGUAAAGAAAUAUUACGAGGGUCACCAUGGUUUAGAUGAAGCUUCCGUUAUGGAGCAGCUAUGUCCUACUAGCACUUCAUUAGACACCAGUUUUAGCAUGUCUCUCCUUGAUAAAACUCACUUGGAAAGUGGAAAUUUAGGGCAACAAUUUGGUUCUCUAAAUGCUGAAGAUUUGCGCAGGAAUGAUGACUGUUACGAUUUUGCUCUGGAUUGCUUGAUUUCCACCCCUAAACGGAAUGAUAAAAGCAAGUAUGACAGCAACCAGAUGGAAAAAGAUGCUCGAGAACGCGAUGAAAUAAUUAAAGAUUUAAUGAAUAUAGAAAAUAUGACACAAAGCUGUGUUGAAAAUCGCAACAAUAAUGAGAUUAAUAAGACGGGCGGUAUUGAGCAUGACAAAGAGGAGGGAUUUAACGAGCCUUUGAACGUAGACAGUUUAUUUGAGGCAGGGAGUCAUGAGACCAACAACCCGGAGAAAAAUGAUUCAGAGAAUUUAUCAGCUGCCGUUCCUUCUAGCGGUAUUCAAUGGGACAAUACGGACAAGAAUAAGGAUAGCAUGGCCGAGGUAUUUGAAGAUACAGAUAUAAUUAACGUAACAAGUAACAAAGACCUCCCAGGUCCAGAUCCUAUGAUAACACCAUCCCAGUAUGACAACGACGGCCCACCACCAGUAAUUGACUUGACUAAAUCAAUGAAAUCUGAGAUGUGGAAUGUAGACGUCGACAUGUUGGAUGAUAAAGAAAACUUUGAAAAAGGUGCAAAUGCCGAGAAUAUAGAGUCUACUUUAGAAGAUGACAUCCCUUUUGCAGUGGGGCUACAGCCGCUGAAACAAAUCGAGCCAACGGGGGAUAACAGUCUGCUGAAAAGGAGAAACCCUCUCGAAGACUUGUCUAAUAAUGAUGAUUCUAAAUAUCUGAAACGUAAGAUGAAGCAUAAGAAAAUAUUAUAAAAAUUAUGUGGACGUACCUAAUCUUUACUGAAGGUGUCUUAAUAUUUAGUGAAUUAAAAUAAUAUUAAUAGAUUUUAAA
This is a messenger RNA of Plutella xylostella (diamondback moth), 2838 nucleotides long. RefSeq lists its product as uncharacterized. The record is from RefSeq and is a predicted model, not a curated record. Gene Ontology annotation, cellular component: nucleus. Gene Ontology annotation, biological process: regulation of transcription by RNA polymerase II. Lineage: Eukaryota; Metazoa; Arthropoda; Insecta; Lepidoptera; Plutellidae. Gene Ontology annotation, molecular function: protein binding.